GGGUGGGAUCUGCGCGGCGCCCGCCCGGCUCCCGGCCGCUGACGCUCAAUGCUGCGGCCGCGGGCUGCUGCGGGGAGCCGCGCACCUCGGCGCCGCUGCGCUCCGCGGGGCCCCCCGCCCCGCCCCGCCCAGGUACUGGAAAUUUGACUGAAGACUACAUAUGCACUGGGGUAAGCAAUACCUGGUUUUGGUUUCCUGAAAUGACUCAAUUAGACAUUGCAUAAAAUCUAGAAGCCACCCUGUUCUGUUACUGGACUCGAGUCUCCCUUGACCUGGGAAGCUGAAGAUGAGGUUGCUAUGGGAACUGCUCGUGCUGCAGUCGUUCAUGGUGUGCCUUGCAGAUGACAGCACGCUGCACGGGCCGGUUUUCCUGCAGGAGCCGAGCAGCCUGGUCUUUCCCUUGGACUCCGAGGAGAAGAAAGUGAAGUUGAGCUGCGAAGUCAGAGGAAAUCCCAAACCGACUAUCGGGUGGAAGUUGAAUGGAACCGGUAUUGACAUCGGUAUGGAUUACCGCUACGGCGUGGUGGAAGGCAACCUGUUGAUCAAUAACCCCAAUAAAACCCAGGAUACUGGAACGUACCAAUGUGUAGCAACAAACCCUUUUGGAACAAUUGUUAGCAGAGAAGCAAAGCUUCAGUUUGCAUAUCUUGAAAACUUCAAAACAAGGACAAGAAGUACAGUGUCAGUCCGCCAAGGUCAGGGAAUGGUGCUGCUGUGUGGACCACCACCACACUCUGGAGAGCUGACCUACGCGUGGAUCUUCAACGAGUACCCGUCGUUCGUGCAUCAGGACAACCGCCGCUUUGUCUCGCAGGAGACCGGCAACCUCUACAUCGCCAAGGUGGAGGCUUCGGACGCCGGCAACUACACGUGCGUGGUGACGAACGCGGUGACCAACGGCCGGGUGCUGGGGCCCCCGACGCCCCUCGUCCUCAGGAAUGAUGGGGUGAUGGGAGAGUACGAGCCAAAAAUAGAAGUGCAGUUCCCCGAAACGGUUCCCUCUGCAAAAGGAACAACGGUGAAACUGGAGUGCUUUGCCUUGGGAAACCCAGUUCCUACUAUUAGCUGGAGGAGAGCAGAUGGGAAGCAAAUACCCAGAAAAGCCAGGAGACACAGAUCGAGUGGAGUUCUUGAAAUCCCAAAUUUUCAGCAGGAAGAUGCUGGACCCUAUGAGUGUGUAGCUGAAAAUGUGCGAGGGAAAAACGUGGCACGAGGACAGCUGACAUUUUAUGCACAGCCCAGCUGGGUCCAGAAGAUCAGCGAUGCUCACGCGGCGAUGGAGGAGACGGUGGCGUGGGAGUGCCGAGCGGCCGGGCGCCCCAAGCCCUCCUACAGCUGGCUGAAGGACGGCGAGGCCCUGCUGCCCCAGGGGAGAAUUCGGAUAGAGCAGGGAUCACUUACAAUUACAAAUGUGAGCUUGUCAGAUGCCGGCAUGUAUCAGUGCGUGGCAGAAAACAGACACGGCGUCAUUUUUGCCAGUGCAGAACUGAGUGUCAUAGCUGUCGGUCCAGACUUUUCCAAAACGCUUUUGAAGAAGUUAACUCUUGUUAAAGUGGGCGGUGAAGUGAUCAUAGAGUGUAAGCCAAAAGCUUCCCCCAGACCGACUUAUUCUUGGAAGAAAGGAAAAGAUAUCCUAAGAGAAAAUGAAAGGAUCACGGUGUUGGAUGAUGGAAGCCUCCGAAUUGUCAAUGUGACUAAAUCAGAUGCUGGAAGUUACACCUGUGUAGCAACGAACCACUUCGGGACAGCCAGCAGCACUGGCAGUUUGCUUGUGAAAGAUCCAACACGGGUUAUGGUGUCACCUUUCAGCAUGGACGUCACUGUUGGAGAAAGUAUUGUCUUGCCUUGUCAGGUGUCUCAUGAUCACUCGCUAGAUAUUCUGUUUACUUGGUCAUUUAAUGGACACCUGAUAGACUUUGAAAAAGAUGGGGAUCACUUUGAAAGAGUUGGAGGGCAGGAUUCAGCUGGUGAUUUGAUGAUCAGAAGCAUCCAGCUGAAGCAUGCUGGGAAAUAUGUCUGCAUGGUGCAAACAAGUGUGGACAAGCUAUCGGCUGCUGCAGACCUCAUUGUAAGAGGUCCCCCAGGUCCACCCGAAGCUGUGACAAUAGAUGAAAUCACUGACAGCACAGCGCAGUUGUCCUGGAGACCAGGAGCAGACAAUCAUAGCCCUAUUACCAUGUACGUCGUGCAGGCGAGAACCCCCUUCUCCGUGGGGUGGCAAGCGGUGAGCACAGUUCCAGAGAUCAUCGAUGGCCGGACGUUCACAGCAACAGUGGUGGGUUUGAACCCGUGGGUCGAGUACGAAUUUCGAGUAGUGGCUGCCAACCUUAUUGGGAUCGGAGAACCAAGCAGACCGUCAGAGAAGAGAAGAACUGAAGAAGCUCUUCCUGAAGUCACCCCAGCUAACGUCAGCGGAGGCGGAGGGAGCAAGUCUGAGCUGGUCAUUACCUGGGAGACGGUGCCCGAGGAGCUGCAGAACGGCGGUGGCUUCGGAUACGUGGUGGCCUUCCGGCCCUUCGGCACCGUCAGCUGGAUGCAGACCGUCGUGGCCUCUCCCGACGCCUCCCGAUACGUGUUUCGCAACGAGACCCUGCCGCCCUUCUCGCCCUACGAGGUGAAGGUGGGAGUGUACAACAACAAAGGCGAAGGGUCUUUCAGCCCCGUCACCGUCGUCUACUCGGCCGAGGAAGAACCGACCAAAGCUCCAAGCAGUGUUUCUGCCAGAAGCCUUUCUGCUUCAGACGUUGAAAUUUCUUGGGCUUCCCCUCGAGAGAAUCCAAACAAAGGAAGAAUACAGGGCUACGAGGUUAGAUAUUGGAGACAUGAUGAAAAGGAAGAAAAUGCAAAAAAAAUCAGAACUGUUGGUAAUCAAACAUCCACAAAAGUCACCAAUUUGCGGGGCAACGCACUGUAUCAUUUAGCAGUCAAGGCGUACAACACUGCCGGGACAGGACCCGCCAGCGCCACGGUCAAUGUCACGACAAAAAAGCCACCGCCAAGUCAGCCCCCCGGAAACAUCAUAUGGAAUUCGUCUGACUCCAAGAUUAUACUGAACUGGGAUCAAGUGAAAGCCCUGGAUAACGAGUCGGAGGUGAAGGGAUACAAGGUUUUGUACAGGUGGAACAGGCAGAGCAGCACCUCCGUGAUAGAAACCAAUAAGACGUCCGUGGAGCUGUCCCUGCCCUUCGAUGAGGACUACAUCAUAGAGAUAAAGCCGUUCAGCGAUGGCGGCGACGGCAGCAGCAGCGAGCAAAUCCGCAUCCCAAAGAUGUCGAGUGCGUAUGCGAGGGGAUCCGGCUCUUCAGCGUCCAACGCUUGCACCUUGUCGGCCAUCAGCACAAUAAUGAUAUCGCUCACAGCUCGGUCCAGUUUAUGACAAAAAUUACAUUGAGGACUUCUCGUUUAUAAUAUAAGCAACAUUUAGCUAGUUGUUUUGAAGACACCCAGUACUAAGUAAUAUUGUGGUCUGAGUACAUCUUACUACUGGAAAAAUGUUUAUGCUUCUUUAGGAAUGGCAUUAUACAGUACUUCCUCAAAGCAAAUAUAGCUUUGUCUGAAGUUUCCUUGGAAACUCUGCAAUGCACUGAAAACAUCUGUAAUAUGAUGUUACCAAAGCAGUUUACAUAUGUCCUUAUAUGCAUAUUUUUUAUUAUAUAUUUAGUGUUUUAUAGAAUUUUUUAAAGUUAACAUAUGAUGUAGAUAUUAAUUUUUCCUCUGCUAUAAAAUGCUAUGGACAACAUGACCAUAAAAAUAUUGUUUGGGAUUUUUUCCUUUAUGACUGAGAGUUCAAAGCUGUUCUUAGUAAAUUGGCUGCAACCGUAUCGUACAGGUUUACAAGGCUACGCAACGGCAGAACUGUUUCCGAUCCAGUUCUUAAUGCAGCCGUAUUUAAAUGGCAGUUAUGAUCUUUGUGUUAAAUCAACUGCUUUUAACACACAAGAUAUUUUACAUUUUAUUUAGAGGACUAAGCAAGACAAAUGCGAAGUAAUCACUAAGAACACUAUACUAUAAUAUCAAAAAAUUACACAGAUUUUUGGUCAUUUGUGGACUACAGUACAUGUAGAUAAUAUGUUGACAUCACGCAGUAAGGUUCCAUUUUUACUGUCUUGAAAUAGCUUUGUCUUUCUCAUAGUUAGCAUUAAAUUGGAUAGGAAUGAAGGUACUGCAAAGACGUAAUCUCUGCCUCUAGUGACACAAAGCGAAAGGUACUGGAGCGACUGAACAACAUGAUUCUGACCUUUAGGUGCCCUGGUGUAAACCCAGCUAACUCGGUGGUGUUUGUCUGGAUUUUAUACCAUGGAAAUUCGAAUACAGCAGCUCUGAGACAUUCAGCUACCACUGGUUUCGUCGUCUGAACAUUCACUUAUUUUCAGUGUGCAUUUUAACGUAAUCCGUAAUUCUUCAUGACUCCACUCUAGAGAAUGUUUGUGAAAUCUGAUUUGAAUCCAGAUCAUCAGAUAAGAUGUAUCAUACUUCUAGGGACGUCACGCGGAAGCGUGAAGGGACUCGCAUGAAUUUGCAAAUUAUCUGCAGGGAGGUACGAGCUCUCAGCAGUGCUGUGCUAGGAAGUCUACAUUUCUUUAGAAACUUUUCGUAGAAGUCAGAAGGCAUAGUAGAAUCACACUGGAAAAUGACAAUAUCCACAGCAAAAUAAUUCUUCUUAAGAGAAGGACUGUUUGUUACUAUGGGGUAAUUUUGUAAGUUCACUCAGAUGGGAUAAUGCUAGUAAAAGGCAAUGGAAUUUUCUAUACAAUUUUCAAGUUUAAAUGCGCUGCAGUGGUUUAUUAUUAUUUUUCCUGAUAGCUUGAACUUGCCUGUAACUUGUCUUUUUUGCUUACAAAUAAUACGAUAAACUUUUAGACCUUCUAAAUAUAUUUAUUCAGUAACUCAUAAUCAGGAUUCCACUUGUGUAGAAGUCAGGGGUGUUGACCAGAGAAAUAUUGUCAGUAUUUCAAGCUGUGUUCCUUUCCUAGUUUGAUAUGGUUACUUCUAUGUAAAAAAACAAAAACAAAAAAACCACAAAAACAAGAAAAAUGGAACAAAAAAAGCUUAUGUAGUUUUCUCCCCAGUGUAAAUGAUAUUUACCAGUGAUCUAGCAGAUGUAAUCUUUUUUUAAAGGUAUUGGUAAUAAAUAUUCUGUCAUUUGUAAAGAUA
This is a messenger RNA of Dromaius novaehollandiae (emu), 5154 nucleotides long. Its product is annotated as contactin-4. Gene Ontology annotation, cellular component: plasma membrane; axon. NCBI's taxonomy places the organism in Eukaryota, Metazoa, Chordata, Aves, Casuariiformes, Dromaiidae. Gene Ontology annotation, biological process: cell-cell adhesion; brain development; axon guidance. Bases 287 to 3376 code for a protein of 1029 amino acids. Gene Ontology annotation, molecular function: cell-cell adhesion mediator activity. The record is from RefSeq and is a predicted model, not a curated record. The transcript has 25 exons.